GGACUCAACGGCAGCGGGAAAAGCACCUGCGCGGGGUUGUUGGAGCGAUUCUACGAGCCCGGGGCCGGGGAGGUGCUGCUGGAUGGGGUGCCGCUGCGGGACUACGAGCACCGCUACCUGCACCGCCAGGUGGCGUUGGUGGGGCAGGAGCCUGUGCUUUUCUCCGGCACCAUCCGAGACAACAUCGCGUUCGGGCUGGAGGGCUGCGGGGAAGAGGAGGUGAGGGCGGCUGCUGCUGCUGCUGGUGCCCUGGGCUUCAUCUUGGCGCUGGACCGGGGCUUUGAGAGCGAUGUAGGGGAGAAAGGGGGGCAGCUCUCAGCGGGGGAGAAGCAGCGUAUCGCCAUUGCCCGG
Messenger RNA from Nipponia nippon (crested ibis), 351 nucleotides. Lineage: Eukaryota; Metazoa; Chordata; Aves; Pelecaniformes; Threskiornithidae. The record is from RefSeq and is a predicted model, not a curated record.